Molecule: messenger RNA, 5197 nt
Organism: Ipomoea nil (Japanese morning glory)
Lineage: Eukaryota; Viridiplantae; Streptophyta; Magnoliopsida; Solanales; Convolvulaceae
Product: nuclear pore complex protein NUP160
Exons: 27
Coding region: 72-4571 (1499 amino acids)
Cellular component (GO): nuclear pore
Molecular function (GO): protein binding; structural constituent of nuclear pore
Source: RefSeq, a predicted model, not a curated record
CUAAACCCCAAAUGCUCUUUCUUCCUCAACCUGUUGAAACCUAAAUGUGAUUUGUAUUCUGGGGAGUGAAAAUGGGGAGCAGGUCGUGUUUGGCCGGAAUGGAAGUUCCUAUAAUCGGCAGUGACGCCAUCAAAUGGAUUCAGCUAUCAGUUCCUUCGUCUGCUUCUACUCCGGCCGAGGCCGCCGCCGUGCUGCCGGACCAUCUCAACAGAGAUACCGCCUCCUACGCCGUAUUUGGAAACCCUCCCACCUAUCUAAUUUGGAGAAUUAACAAGAGUCAGGCAAAUGUUGUAGAGAUAAUGCAGCUAAAUGAUGAUAAAGAGUUUCCAAAUAUUGGACUGCAGAUUGUAUUCCCAGAUGCACUUUUUCCCUUUACUCUGAUAUGUGAAAAUCAGGCUAAUCUUUUGACUGGGGGACAUUUCACACUUAAUGCUUUGACAAUCUCAGGGGUUGCUUACCUUAUUAAACUUAAAGAUGUUUCUACCUAUAUAUCUAGUUCUGUUUUGCCAUCUAGUGAGGUUAUUGAGUGCAAUGCACAAAUGAAUCCUCAUCAUGGAGCAAUAACGGCAGUCGCAGCAACAGCAGGGUCUAUAGUAGUUGGCAGGAAUGAUGGAUCUGUCAGCUGUUUCCAACUUGGCGUGGUCGAACCUAGUGCUCCAGGUUUUGUAUAUGAGCUUCGUGAUGAUGCUGGCUUUGGUCGUUUAUGGGGCAUAAUGUCCAGGAGCAGGACAGUUGCUGCAGUGCAGGAUUUAGUAAUAUCAGAGCUGUGUCAGAAAAAACUUCUUUUUGUGCUCCACUCUGAUGGAAUAUUACGGGUGUGGCACCUUUCAAAUCGCUCCAAAGUUUUGACUCAUAAUAUGACUGAGACAACAUCUGUAAGAUUAUGGGUGGGAAAGGAAUCAAAGGAUGAUAGUGAUACUAAUAUAAUUCCACUGGCAGUGUUACAGAAACAUCAUAUGGAAGUUGGCAUGGAGAUACUCUCUCUAUAUACCCUUUCAUUUAGUGUCGAGGACAGGAUUGAUUUGUCCUUGCAACCUUCAACUCAAAGUAUCCCUUUUGAGAAGGGUGGCCUUAUUGAUCUGAGACUUACUCAAAACAAGUUAUGGAUGCUUAAAGAAGAUGGAUUGGUAAUGCGAGAGUUAUUUUAUGAAAAUAUGGGAGAGGGAUUAGUUCAUUGCUACUCUUUACAGGAAGCAUUUGUUGCUGACCAGCUAUUCCAAAGCUUUGAAAAUUCUUCAGAUGAUCUACUUUGGCUUUCUGAUGCUGUAUUAACAUCUUCAAAGGAUGAAAUUGCUUCCUUUGUGUCUUAUAUCUUCCUGCGUAGGUUGCUUCUUCCAGGCAUUCAUCAUAAUACCAUUCUAAGGGCAACCUUACGAGACUAUAACAAGCACUUCACUGAUUCUGAGUUUGAUUCCUUGACUAUUGAUGGGCUAAAAAAUGAAAUCCUGUCACUUAUUGAGCAUGAGGGUGGUGCUGAAAGUCCAGUUUCAAUAGUUUAUAGCUGGAAAUCAUUUUGUACACGCUAUUUCAAUAAUUGGUGCCACUACAAUGCAGCUUGUGCUUUGCUUGUUGAUUCAUCCACGGGAGCUAUUGGCUUAAUUAGGAAAAAUACAAUUUCUUUAUGCCGCAGUUUGGAGAACAUUGAGCUUCUCAUUUUUGGUUCUUUUGAUGAGUUUGGUAAUGCUUCAAGCUCUGGGUUGAACUUCUCUGCUGAUGAUCUUGAAAGAGAAGUUCUCUUUGAGGUCCUGCAGUGCAUUAGUAAUCUCAGUCAACAGUUAGGCCGAGCUUCUUCAGCAAUAUAUUAUGAGGCACUCCUUAGAACACCAAACUUAUCACCUGAAGAUGUUACUGUUCGCUUGCUGAAGACUGUAGAAUCUGGAUAUAGUCCAUCAACAGCAUAUCUUCACUCAGAACUUGGAGCUGAUGUGGCUCGGGAUAAAGAAAUAUCUAACCACAGAAGUCUUAGGAAAUUUUCUGUGAAUAUGUUUUUGUCCCUACACAAUUUGUGCACAAGAGCUAUUACAUGGGGGAAAGUCCUUGAUGUGAUUGAGAGUUACUUGAAGUAUCUUGUGCCUCUCAAAAUUGUACAAGAUUUCAAUUCUCAAGCAGUGUUCAAUAUAAACACUGCUGUUACAGUGCAGGCUACUUCCCAAGUUGCUAAAGUGAUGUUUGAAUCUACACUAGAUGUAUAUAUGCUUCUAAGCUAUAUGCUUAGCACGAGUGGUAAGAUCCACUUGUCUCAGAAUGAUGUUUCAAGAAUUAAACUUGAGCUCGUUCCUAUGAUCCAAGAGAUGCUUACUGAAUGGCAUAUCAUCCACUUCUUUGCAACCACACCAUCUGAAUCUCCUGUCUUUGAAGAUUUUAGCUCUCAACUUUCAUCAUUGCAUCUUGAUAGCAAUGAACAGAGAUCAUGGAAUGAGAAGCUUGGGAAAUCUGAUUUCACACUUGCUUUUCUCCUGCUGCUUAGCAUCCAAGGUUCCUCAGAAGGCCAGAGCCAUCUCUCUUUUAGAUUUCUUCCAGAUCCUGCAAGCAUAACAAAUUCUGUGCAGCAAUUUACUAGCUGGAUAAUAUGGGGUAGAAAAGACGAAGAAUCUUCAGUUUUUUUGAGUCAUUCUGUUGAGCUUGCUCUUAUCUUGCUUAGACAUGGCCAGUAUGAUGCUGUUGAGUACAUGCUCAAUUUGGUAGAGUCGUAUUUGCGGAAGGAAAAGACAUCUGAAAGUCUUCAAAGUGUGAGUGGAGAGUGGUCCAAAAUUCUCCAUCUUCUUGGUUGUUCCCUUAUUGCCCAAACACAGCGUGGUUUACAUGGAAUGCUGAAAGAGAGAAAGAUUUGUGAAGCGGUGUGCUGCUUUUUUAGAGCUGCAUCUGCUCAAGGAGCAUCAAAGGCUUUGCAAAGUUUGCCAUAUGAAGCUGGAUGGCUGCAUCUUGGUUUAAUUCACAGUACCUCGACUCCUUCAUUCAAGCUUCACUACUAUCAAUGGGCAAUGCAGAUCUUUGAGCAAUAUAGUAUGAGCCAGGCUGCUUGCCAAUUUGCACUUGCUGCACUUGAGCUAGUUGAUGAAUCUCUUGGUCCUAAAGAUGGUGACUUAAGGGUUGAUCCUGUUGAUGAAUCACCAUCUGCUGUUAAGGGACGACUUUGGGCAAAUGUGUUCAAGUUUACUCUAGAUCUUAACUUGUAUUAUGAUGCAUACUGUGCAAUAAUCUCAAAUCCAGACGAGGAAAGCAAAAACAUAUGUUUGAGGCGUUUUGUUAUUGUUCUAUAUGAGCGUGGAGCAGUAAAGAUUCUUUGUAAUGGACAACUACCUUUUAUUGGCUUAACAGAUAAGGUGGAAAGAGAGCUUGCUUGGAAGGCUGAGCGUUCAGAUGUUUCAACCAAACCAAACCCAUUUAGAUUGCUCUAUGCAUUUGAGAUGCAGAGACAUAAUUGGCGCAAAGCAGCAAGUUAUAUUUACUUGUAUUCUUCUCAAUUGAGAACUGUAGCAGACAUCAAAGAUCACCAGCGGCGUUCCCUGCUUCUGCAGGAGAGGCUGAAUGGGCUUGCUGCUUCUAUUAAUGCUCUGCAACUUGUUCAUCCUACCCAUGCUUGGAUUGAUGGUCCGCAUGAUGACAGUUCUCCUGAUAAAGAUACCUCUCCAAGUAAAAAGGCUAGGAUAGCUGUGGAAGGCAAUUCUGCUGGUGAUGGUUCUCCAACUCGAAGGUCCUACAUAGAUGUUCAGAAGCUUGAGAAUGAGUUCAUUUUGACAUCAGCUGAAUAUUUGCUCUCACUGGCAAAUAUUAAGUGGACUUUUGCAGGUACUGAGAAGCCUCCACCAGAUAUAGUUGACCUGUUGGUCGAGUCAAAUCUGUAUGAUAUGGCUUUUACAGUAAUUCAAAAAUUCUGGAAGGGUUCAGCUUUGAAGAGGGAACUUGAAAAGGUCUUUGCCACAAUGGCAUUAAAAUGCUGCCCAAGCAGACUACACCCCUCAUCGAUUGGGAAUGAGUAUAGAAUGAAGAACCUUCUUUUGAUGACAUCACAUGAUGAGAUCAUUGCCAAUGGUUCACCUGAUGCAGCUCCAAUACCACAACAAUCCAAUGGCAAUGGCCAGUGGGAAACUCUUGAGCUCUAUCUUGAUAAAUAUGAAGGUUUUCAUGCCAGAUUACCUGUUGUGGUUGCAGAAACUCUUCUUGCAGCUGAUCCUCAGAUUGAGUUACCCCUUUGGUUGGUUCAAAUGUUCAAGAGUGUUCAACGAGAAAGUAGUUGGGGAAUGGCUGGCAGCGAGUCAAACCCAGCAUCUUUGUUUCGACUAUAUGUUGAUUAUGGACGAUUCACCGAAGCAACUAAUUUACUUCUGGAGUACAUUGAAUCUUUUGCAUGUCUGAGACCAGUGGACAUAAUUCGUCGUAAAAGAUCAUCAGCAGUUUGGUUUCCUUAUACUCUUAUUGAGCGAUUGUGGUGCCAGCUCGAGCAGUCUAUCCGAUUGGGUCACAUGGUUGACCAAAGUGAAAAGCUGAAAAAGAUGCUGCAUACAGCUCUGCAGAACCAUCUAAAUCUUGUUAAAGUGGAUUCAGAUGAUGUGCUGUCUUCUGCAGCCUAGUAUGAUCCUGCAUCUUUGUCCUUGUUAGCCUAUGAACGAUGGGACUGCAUUCUUCAUAUUAUAGGAUGCUCCACUUCACUAUUGUAGCGGGCAUGGCCUGGUGGAAGAUGAAAUCUGUGUUGUAGCCAAUGCUCCCUGCUAUACCCACUUCUCCCUUCAGAGAGCAAGACGUUUGGGCAUUAACCUUCUAACAAGGUAAAUAUGUCUACUGACUGAAAACCCCAUGCUAUCCUCACCCCUUGAUAGAAAGAUUCACCUAGUUGCAUGUAUAUGAAAAAUUGUCUAAAUUGUGUUUUUGGGUACACAGCUUGUAAUUUUUGACUGAUGGAAAAUCUGGAUUCACAUGAAAUCCAGGUGAUCUUAAAUGUAUUAGAUCGCUGCGCAAUUUAGUUGAGUAAUUUUGAAAUUAUUAUUACAAAACAUCACCCCAUUUGCCAUUUCUUGUUACAACUUUGUUUGCUUAGCCGUCUAGUCUAGUCAAGUAAAAGAUAUACUUCCUUUUAUUUGGUGGUUGUCCGGUGAUGAUAGCUGUUAGCUGCCAUAUAUUCAUCUUUUUCUAAAGAGUGUCUUUUGGAUCAUAUGUUUCAUUACAGAAUUUAAUUUCCAUUAAAACUGUGUUAUUUGUA